CUAGACAAAGGCGCAGAUAUCAAUGCUCAAGGUGGUGAAUACGGCAAUGCCCUCCAAGCAGCAAUACAACAAGGGAAUAGCGAAGUGAUUCUGCUGCUCCUAGACAAGGGAGAGAACAUCAACUCUCAAGGAGGUGAAUACGGUAAUGCCCUUCAAGCA
Lindgomyces ingoldianus is the source of this 159-nucleotide messenger RNA. RefSeq lists its product as uncharacterized. The annotation marks the transcript as partial. The transcript has a single exon. The record is from RefSeq and is a predicted model, not a curated record. Gene Ontology annotation, molecular function: protein binding. NCBI's taxonomy places the organism in Eukaryota, Fungi, Ascomycota, Dothideomycetes, Pleosporales, Lindgomycetaceae.